Molecule: messenger RNA, 891 nt
Organism: Terrapene triunguis (Three-toed box turtle)
Lineage: Eukaryota; Metazoa; Chordata; Testudines; Emydidae
Product: SLAM family member 9-like
Exons: 4
Coding region: 64-891 (275 amino acids)
Biological process (GO): T cell activation
Cellular component (GO): external side of plasma membrane
Source: RefSeq, a predicted model, not a curated record
CGUCCCAGUCUCUGACCCAUCACUCCACGGGCACUGACUGCUCCUGUUCUGCAGCCCGCCAGGAUGGCAGGAACUCCCCGUUCCUUCCUUCUUUUCCUCCUGCUGGUUUCCCAGCCCAGGGACACAAGUCCUGCUACCUCACAAUGUUUGCCCAAAUGGGUGAAUGGGAUUCUGGGAGAAUCAGUCGUCCUCCCGCUUGAUUACGAGGAGAUGUUCAAGAGCAUCAGGUGGUCCGCACCCAGCCCUCGCCAGGACGAAGCCUCAGGCAGAACGGUGCCUCUUGCUGUCGUCACACCGGGGGCGCCCGGAGCCCUGCCUCGUCUCGCUGUGGAGGACGAGCGAUACAGAGGGCGACUGAGACUCUAUGGCCGGACCUAUUCGCUGGAGAUCAGCAACCUGACGAUGGCAGAUGAGGGCGAAUACGAAGUAGUGCAAACUCUAAUUGCAAACAAUCAAUACAGCUGUGACUAUCCCCUGUCCAUCUACGAGCGACUGUCGGAGCCGGAGAUCAGGGUCCACCCUGUGAUGGCUGGGAACGGCACCUGCAACGUGACCUUCACCUGCAGCAUCGGGGAGAGGCCCAGGCACCUCAAAUACACCUGGACACGCCCAGCAGGAGGCGCCGUUCUCUCCACUGAGGUAUCCCUGCUGGUCCAGCACAGACUGGGGGAUGAGGACUCGCCCGUCACCUGCAUGGCCACAAACCCCGUCAGCCACAGCUCAGCCAGCGCCUCCCCCAAGGUGGCCUGUGAAGGUCCUGCCCUGCCCCAGACCCCAGCGCUGUCCUACUGCCGCGCCAAGGGGAUCCUUGUGCUGGGGGUGCUGGGAACCCUGCUGGCCGGGAUCCUCACGGUGCACGUCCUCGCCGCGAGGGAGCAGAGACGGCCCUGA